AAAAUGUGUUGUAAGUGAACGCUUAUUUUGAAGUACGGAAGUCCAAGAGGGUCAAAAGUUGCCUGGGCACUUCCGUACGGUCACGUCGCAGCAAAAUCAUCACGGACUAAAAUACUUGUCUGACAAACCGAAACGGUGAUCGUCAUUAGCGGCGGGUCUUCGGUCUGCCAAGCGGAGAGGAGGACUGUGGGGUUAUGUCAGCAGACUGCCACUUCCAUCCAUCCCCAUCACCACCACCACAACCAUCAACAUCAUCAUGUCUCUGGGGGACAGCCUUCACCUGCUGCUUGGCCGUAUUCGCUUCUUGAACAGAUGCAUUGAGUGUUUCAAGAGGAGCGAGCCACUUCCUGAGUGUCUGUGUUAUGUUCCCAAAGAAGUGUGCUACAAAAUCUGCAAGGAUUUGUCCGCCAGUGGCUCUACCCCUUCCGGGACAUCCACUGGAGGCUCUGGCAAGACUGUGGUGUCAGUCUUUGACAGCCCACAUCAGAGUGCGCUCAACAAGAAACUGUGCAAGUACACCAUUGAACCAAAGAAAGGGACAUGUAUACGGACGACAGGGGAGGAGUACUGCAACAGCCAAGGCCUCUGGGUCAAACUCAACAAAGAGCAGCUGGAAGAGCAUCGUCCAGGGCAGGACUUGAAGGAGGGUUGGAUCCUGGUGUGCAAGCACACAGAGGGCGGCGACAGGUUGGUGCCUGUGGAGUCUCCAGAGACACUGAGCAGACAGCAGCAGCUCUUUGGCUUCGACCACAAAGCGUGCAAUAGGUGGGAGCAGGUGGUGGAUGUGGAAAAUGCGCUCUUCCUCGGCUCCAAACCCAAGAUUGCGGAGCGAGACGACGUAGCUAUGGAGAAGCUUAGGCACGUCCCUCCUACGUGGACAUAUGAAUGCGACGAGGACCUAGUGCACUACUUUUACGACCACGUAGGCAAAGAGGAUGAGAACCUGGGCAGUCUGAAGCAGAGUGUGACCACUAUUUUUGUUUCUUCAUGUUCAGAGGAUCCCAGCGGCGGGGUGAACUGCCUGACGGACGGCGACACAAAAACAUACUGGGAGAGCGACGGCAUGCAGGGACAACACUGGAUCCGUCUGCAUAUGAGGAGAGGAACGGUGGUCAAUAAGCUGAUUUUGACGGUCGACUCAACAGACGACAACUACAUGCCAAAGAGGGUCACUGUGUAUGGAGGAGAGGGAGACAACCUGAAGAAGCUGAGUGAUGUCACCAUUGAUGACAAUCUGAUUGGAGAAGUAUGCGUGCUGGAAGACAUGGCGUCCCACCUGCCUGUCAUUGAGAUCCGGAUCGAGGAAUGUCGGGAUGAGGGGAUAGACGUGCGGAUCCGAGGACUAAAGAUCAAGUCGUCAUGCGAGCGAGACCUCGGACUGAACGCUGAUGUUUUCCAGUCCUCCUACUUGGUGCGCUACCCCCGUCUGCAGGGGACCCCGGCUGACGUCCUGUACCGCCGAGCACUCGUCAUCCAGAGGUUCAUCUCUUUACUGGACAGCAUUCUUCCACACUUUGUGCCAGCCUGGGACUACAGCAUUGGUACCUUCAACCAGAUCAAAAGCAUAAAACAGUUCCUGUUGCAGUCCAAACGACGCUCGGCACUGGUUACACAGUGCCUGAAGGACUCUGAGACCAGCAAGCCCAACUUCCUGCCUUGCCUCUAUAUCAACAGGCGGCUGGCCAUGGAGCACAGAGACAACCCCUCCCUAGACUCCAGCUGCAAGAACGCUGUGUUCAGUCAGGUGUACGAAGGCCUGAAGCCGUCGGAUAAAUUUGAGAAGACGUUGGAUUACAGGUGGCCCGCUCGCUACGACCAGUGGUGGGAAUGCAAGUUCAUCGCUGAGGGAAUUAUCGACCAGGGCGGCGGCUUCCGGGACAGCCUGGCGGACAUGUCGGAGGAGUUAUGCCCCAGCUCGGCCGAGUGUCCCAUGCCACUACCCUUUUUCACUCGUACAUCCAACCAAGGUGCUCUUGAGGCCAGAGAUUUCUAUGUCCCCAACCCGUCCUGUAAAGAGUUCCACAAGUACGAGUGGAUCGGGCAGCUCAUGGGUGCUGCGCUCAGAGGAAAAGAUUUCCUGGUUCUGGCUCUUCCCGGCCUGGUUUGGAAGCAGCUGACAGGGGAAACGGUCAACUGGAGCAAAGACUUUCCUGCCGUUGACUCUGUGCUGGUCAAUCUGCUGGACGCCAUGGAGAACAUGGACCGUGAGACGUUUGACUUCAGGUUCGGCGAGGAGCUGGUCUACACCACCCUCCUGAGCGACGGGCAGAUGGUGGAUCUCUUACCUGGUGGCAGCAACGUGGCGGUGCGCUACGAGGACCGCCAGGAGUUCAUUCGCCUGGUGCAGAAGGCUCGUCUGGAGGAGAGCAAGCAGCAGAUCGCCGCCAUACAAACCGGGCUGCUAAAGGUUGUCCCUCAGGCGGUUCUGGAUCUGCUCACGUGGCAGGAAGUGGAAAAGAAAGUGUGUGGAGAUCCUGAGAUCAGCGUGGAAGCCCUCAAGAGACUCACUCGCUAUGAGGACCUGGAACAAAAUGAUGUCCGGGUGCAGUACUUGUGGGAGGCGCUCACAAACUUCACCAAUGAGGACCGAAGCAGGUUCCUGAGGUUUGUAACAGGUCGAAGUCGUCUUCCUGCUCCAAUCUACGUCUUUUCUGACAAACAAGUAUUUUGCUCUGAAAGCGAGGCACUUCCGCAGUCUUCUACAUGCUCCAGCACACUCUACCUGCCAAACUAUCCAAGUGCUAAAGUUUGCGAGGAGAAGCUGCGUUACGCCGCCUACAACUGCGUGGCCAUCGACACGGACAUGAGCCCCUGGGAAGAGUGAUCGCUCGGCUGAAAGAACAUCUUGUCUGCACAGAUCACUUUUGGGUGGAGGAAUUCGAGUUAAUCUCCAAAUACCGUCGACAUAACUGCCAAGUCGUCACAGUUGUAAAUAAUGAUGGAAAUAAAAUAAUAAAGAAAUAUAUGGAAACAUGA
This is a messenger RNA of Dunckerocampus dactyliophorus (ringed pipefish), 2976 nucleotides long. RefSeq names its product HECT domain containing 3 (gene hectd3). NCBI's taxonomy places the organism in Eukaryota, Metazoa, Chordata, Actinopteri, Syngnathiformes, Syngnathidae. The record is from RefSeq and is a predicted model, not a curated record. Bases 257 to 2824 code for a protein of 855 amino acids. Gene Ontology annotation, molecular function: ubiquitin-protein transferase activity. The transcript is spliced from 19 exons.